This is a messenger RNA of Ichthyophthirius multifiliis, 522 nucleotides long. RefSeq lists its product as hypothetical. The record is from RefSeq and is a predicted model, not a curated record. NCBI's taxonomy places the organism in Eukaryota, Ciliophora, Oligohymenophorea, Hymenostomatida. The transcript has a single exon.
AUGAAAAUUGGGAAGAAAAAUAUAAGGAAAAUGAACAUUAAUAGAAAUAUUUUUAAAAUCAAAUUUUAGAAGAUUUAAAAAUUUGUGAAUAAAAAUUAAGAGAAAAGGAAAAUUUAGUAAUUUUUUUAGAAGAUAAAUGGAAAAAAAAUGAAGAAGAAAUAAAAGAUUAAUAUUAGAUUGAAAUUAAAAUUAAGGAAAAUGAAAUUUUCGAAUAAAAUAAACUUAUAAGAAAAUUAGAGGAGGAAAUUAAAAAUAAAGACGAAGAAAAAUAAAGUGAUUUGGAGAAAGUAUUUGAAGAAUUUAAGACUAAUAAUCAAGAUAAUAUAAAAAAAAUAAACUAGAAAUUUAAUUAGGAAAAAAAUUAAAAUAUACUUUUGUUAAAAUAAUCUGAGAAAAAAAAUAGCUAGUUAAAUUUUUAAAUAGAUUAAUUAAAUCUAAAAUUGGAUUCUUUAAAUUAAUUAGUUACUUUUAAAGAUAAGGAAAUUUAAGAUGCACUUGGAAAAAUAAAAGAAAUAGAAAUGA